AGCAGCUUGCACGGACGCGGACUCAAUGGCCUGAUCCCCAACUGCCAAGAUGUGUCGGCUGGAUCAUCUGGACCCCAGCAGCACUCAGAAACUCUUGAUGAAAACGGGACUCAUCCUGAUAGUCAUUGGCCACCUGAACUUCAUUGCCAGUGCCCUGGUUCACGGAACGGUGCUACGCCACAUCGCCAACCCUCAGGAUGCCAUUUCGCUGCAGUAUGCCAUCUCCAACGUUAUUUCAGUGACCUCAGCCAUGUUGACAAUCUCUUGUGGAAUAGCAGCCAUUGUGCUCUCCAGAUAUGUAUCCCGGAAAUCGCUGAGAUGGGUAGUCUUCUCCCUCAGCAUCAGCAGCUCCUUCCUCUCCUUGUUCUGCGCGGUGGGGCUCGCCGUCUCCAUCGUCCUCACUUUCGUCAACAAUGGGCGUGCCCUGCUGGCCUUGUGCACCUUCGCCGACGUGGACUUCAUCCAGAUUGUGCAUGAGUGUCCCUUUGACCCCACCCGGGUCUACAGUUCCACGCUGUGUCUUUGGGGUCUUUCGUUCAUCCUGGAGUCCGUAGAGAUCAUCUUCAGCAUCCGGUGCUUCCUGAUCCUGCUCCAGCUCCUGAACCUGAAGCCCUGCCGCAGGAGGACUCGCAAGAAACACGUCACGUUGCGGUUUGUCACAACCGAGAGCCAAGAAGCCUGCGAGGGCCGGGAUCUCCUGAGCCGAGAUCGAGUGGAGACCGUGUGGCUCUAG
Molecule: messenger RNA, 733 nt
Organism: Euleptes europaea (tarantolino)
Lineage: Eukaryota; Metazoa; Chordata; Lepidosauria; Squamata; Sphaerodactylidae
Gene: TMEM54
Product: transmembrane protein 54
Exons: 6
Coding region: 50-733 (227 amino acids)
Source: RefSeq, a predicted model, not a curated record